Molecule: messenger RNA, 1100 nt
Organism: Protobothrops mucrosquamatus (brown spotted pit viper)
Lineage: Eukaryota; Metazoa; Chordata; Lepidosauria; Squamata; Viperidae
Product: acrosin-like
Exons: 5
Biological process (GO): acrosome reaction; proteolysis
Molecular function (GO): serine-type endopeptidase activity
Source: RefSeq, a predicted model, not a curated record
AUGGGGGGCAUCAACGCCUUGCCUGGCACCUGGCCGUGGCUGGUCAGCAUCCAGGCGCCGUCUUCCAGGGGACCUCAGCACCUGUGUGCGGGGUCCCUCCUGACCCCCCACUGGGUGCUCACGGCUGCUCAUUGCUUCGCAUCGGGAAAGAGAUUGUCGCGACCCCAGAGGAUCGCCAUCGGCGCCACGGACAUUUCCAAUUUGCUGGACACCGUGCAGUUGCGUUCCGUGUCCCGCAUCGUCCCCUACCAGAAUUACAAUCCACAGAGCAAGGUCAACGACAUUGCGCUGGUAGAACUCAGCAGCCCGGUGACUUUUGAUGACUAUGUUCAACCCGCUUGCUUGCCGCACAGCCCCAUGGACUCCGAAGCCUUGUUCUCAGACUGCUACGUCAGUGGCUGGCGCACCACCACCCAGAAGGGCAGGAAGACCUCUGCUAUCUUGCAGGAAUCCAGAGUGAAGAUUCUGGAGACCAGCAAAUGCAACAGCAGCUGGUGGUACAAUGGGGCCAUAAGCCCUCACACCUUGUGCGCUCGAUACGAGGACGGAGGCAUUGACACCUGCCAAGGGGACAGUGGGGGGCCCUUAAUGUGCAAGACCUCCCCCACCUCUCCCUUCUACGUGGUUGGGAUCACCAGCUGGGGCAAGGGCUGCGGCGAGGGAACCAACCCAGAAAUCUACACUUCCACACAGCCCUUCCUUGAAUGGAUCCAUGGGGAAGUGGUGAAGAUGGAAGGGGUGCUUCUCCGGGGGAAGAGACCCUCGAACAAAGCUUGGGCUAAACACGCGACAAUGUUCCCAGCUUUCAAAGUUGCCUUGACACAGUUCCCCGAGAAAUAUUUGACGGAGGACCUGAUCUACUUUCCUACGACUGAGCUUCCAGAAGUGGACCACGUCCUUUUAGGGCUCUGUGGCCGGCGCCCCUUGGCACCCAGCCACUCUCUCCCCAUUGUGGGAGGCAUCGACACUCUGCCAGGGACCUGGCCCUGGAUAGUCAGCAUCCGGACCCCGUUCAAGUCUGGCUACCAACACACCUGUGGAGGGUCGCUCAUUGGCGCCAAGUGGAUCCUCACGGCAGCCCACUGCUUCAAGGACACCAG